GAGCCUUGAAAUUUGUUUCUUUAAAUUUGUUGCACUUAAUUUACAGAAAUCUCCUUCUUCUCUAUAUCCAACUUUCUUGUCCGGUGAAUUUGGACAAGUUUUGGUCUCUAUAGUUUCUUACAAGUUAGUUUGAGAGCGAGGGCAAAGAUGGUAAACGCUACAUUUUGUCCAUUUUGCAUAACACUUUCUGUGAAAAUAUUACCGACUAUUGGUCUCUUAUAGUGCCGGGUCUAUUUACUGGCUAUGACUUUUGCUUUGCAUCUAUUUUCUGGUUUUUAUGUUGUUAUUUUCCCUAUGAUUUCUGUGGCUGUAUUCAUCACUGAUAUUGCUAAAUUAAUUCUUAUAGUCCUCACUGUCAUAAGAUUUGGAAUGAUAGAAAUCCAACUAUAGUCACAAAUUAGACAAGUAGAUUCUUUGGCUCUUUGUUUUUGUCAUUUGUUUGAUCUUUCCCACAUAUGGUAUCUUAACAUCUGAAAGUGAAUAAUUAAUCAGCAUCUUUUGAUUCCAGAAGUUUACUUCAAAUUCUCAAAUAAGUUAGAUAGUUUGGACAUGUGAGGAGGAGAAGCACAAACGUUUUCUCAAAUAAGUUAGAUAGUUUGGACAUGUGAGGAGGAGAAGCACAAACGUUUUCUCAAAUAAGUUAGAUGGUUUGGACAUGUGAGGAGGAGAAGCACAGACGCUCCGGUAAGGAUGUGUGAGAGGUUGAUAUUGUAGGGCCUUAGGAGAAGUCGAGAUAGGCCGAAAAAGGGUUGGGGUGAGGUGAUUAGGCAUGACCAAAGGCGGACCUACAUGUUGCAAUGAGGGGUCGUCGGACCCAAGCUUCGGCAAAUUUUUUGAAUAUGUAUAUGUAUAUACCUUAAAAAUAGUUAAUUUAAAGCACUUGUACCCUGAACAUUAAAAGCCUUUAGGAGGCACUGAUUGAGCAGAAUACUGUGCCCCCUUCGUGUAAAAAUCCUGGGUCCGUCUCUGGGCAUGACAUGGCGCAACUACAACUGACCGAUGACAUGACCCGUGAUAGGAAGGUGUGAAGGUCGAAGAUUAACAUAGUAGGUUAAGAAGUCUAGAUUAUUCAUACCGGUAGUGUUAGUACGCACGCUCACAUUUGGUUGGUAGUAGGCUUAUUUGAAUACCUGUUUUUUUUUUCUUCCCGAUCUUCUUACUAUCUUGCUGUGUAUGCCGGCUUUUACAUGAUUUUUGGGUGUUGUCCCAUCUUGUUUCUUGUUAUUAUUGUGGUAUCUAUGCUUGCUUGAGCUGAGAGUUAAUUGGAAACCGCCUCUCUACCUCCACAAAGGUAGGGGUAAGGUCUGCGUACACACUAUCCUCCCCAGAUUCCCACUAUGCGGGAUUAUACUGGUUGAUCAAAGGAGUCUCGGGUUGUGAUGAUUCUCUCUAUGGAAUUCUAUGUAAACAUCUAGAAUCAAGAACCUCUAAAUUUUCUGCAUCAGAAAGCUCCAGAACUUUUGGACAAUUUUGUGAAAACUCUGAUGAUCAUAUAAUGCCUAUGUGUUCACAUGAGUUGGAGAUGUAUGAUACAGCCAGUACAUCAAAUAAUCCUUUGGAUAAAUGUGAUUUGGCUGAUGAGAAUUUUAAAUCAAGAGAUACCUUGCAUUCACUGGUGCAAUCUUCUGUUAGUUUUAGACACAAACCUGAAUCUUCGACAAAAAAUUUGCUUCAGCAGAACAAGUCAGCCCUGAAGGGUGCCAUAACCUCGCGCCAUCCUUAUCCAAGUAUGGCGAGAGGCCGUCAAGUGAAGAAGGAUUCAUUCGACUCGCGAAUUAUUAAACCAUGUUAUGUAUGCCAACUAGAGAAGAGACCUCAAUCUCCUCCUAAUGAAAGUGUAUGUAUUUCUUCGAGUAAUGUUACUCCAGAAAGAGCAGAGACAACAAAAAAGAGGCGGAUCACGUGGACUCAGGAUCUCCACGAGCAAUUUUGUGAAUGUGUAAAUCGACUUGGAGGAGCCAAAAAGGCAACACCAAAGGCAAUCCUUAAGCUGAUGAACUCUUACGAAUUGAGCAUUUCAAAUAUUAAAAGUCACUUGCAGAAAUAUCGCGUUACCUGUGAUGUAACGGUAUCCCUCAAAGAUGCAGUUAAAACUGAAGGAUCACCUCGUAGAAGUUCAUUUCCAGCGCAUGGUCCAGAAACGUGCCCGCAAAUAUUGGAGGCUCUGAAACUGCAAAUAAGUGUCCAGCAGAGCCUAUAUGAACAACUUGAGAUUCAGAGAAGCUUACAAUUGCGGAUUGAAGAACAAGCAAAGCAACUCAAGGAAAUGUUUGAUCGCCAAGCAGAAACUAACAAAAAUUUCCAGCUUAGCGUUUAAAUUGUCCGUCGCCUAUGUUUAGAAGAACAACAACAACAACAACAACUUAUGAUUGACAAUAAGCAACUUCAACUUAGGCAUGACUGUUGUCAAGCAUCUACUGCUUAUAUUUUACUUAGGCGUGAGGGAAAAAACGUUUUUGAAAAUGAACUUGUGAAAAACAGUUGUAAUUGAUUUUAACUUGGGAAAGGAAGAGAUGAGAGGAAACAAAAUUAGUUGUCUUGAUAUUUUGAAAUCCAACACAAACUACUGCUUAUAUUUUACUUGUUAGCAUAUUUCAAUGAAGUGAGUGACGUUAUUUACUAGUA
Nicotiana tabacum (common tobacco) is the source of this 2625-nucleotide messenger RNA. Its product is annotated as myb family transcription factor PHL5. The record is from RefSeq and is a predicted model, not a curated record. Gene Ontology annotation, molecular function: DNA binding; DNA-binding transcription factor activity. Lineage: Eukaryota; Viridiplantae; Streptophyta; Magnoliopsida; Solanales; Solanaceae.